This is a messenger RNA of Mangifera indica (mango), 1676 nucleotides long. Its product is annotated as lysM domain receptor-like kinase 3. NCBI's taxonomy places the organism in Eukaryota, Viridiplantae, Streptophyta, Magnoliopsida, Sapindales, Anacardiaceae. Gene Ontology annotation, molecular function: protein kinase activity; ATP binding. Gene Ontology annotation, biological process: protein phosphorylation. The transcript has a single exon. The record is from RefSeq and is a predicted model, not a curated record. The coding region runs from base 263 to 1555 and encodes 430 amino acids.
CAUUUCCCCUUCACUCCGGGUCUCCAUUAACAUAACAAAAACGUCUCCUAUUAUCAAGUUUUAUUUCACAGGUAACCUAAGUCCCAAAUCCUUCACUUCAUGGACUCUCUUUUAUUCCGCUAUCGACUUUGUUUCCUCCUUUCUCCCCUUCCCUCACGUUACACCAGUUCCAACCGUCAACCCUGUCCAUAAAAUAAAAACACUUCUUCAAUUUUGUCAUUCAAACAUACUAACAUUUUUACAUUAUAUUCUCCCUAAUUCUAUGUGCAAAUCCAAAAAGGCAACCAGCGCCAUCGAUCCCACCGCAACUCGCCCCACUCACCUCCCUCAAACUUGCGGAACUCAGUCCCCUCGUGCUCCACCCAACUUCUCCUAUGCCUCUACUUCUUCAACCAGCUCUUCUUCGUUUCAACACAAAGCUUCUUCUUCUGGUUUAUCCUUUUCAAGUCGUACUUCUUUAUCCAGUCUCCGGGAAUCCAUCUCUGAAAGCACUCACAUCUACAGCUUUUCCGAAAUUCGGGCCGCCACUAAUAAUUUCCUGUUGAAGAAACACUCUUCGUCUUCCUCCAACGGUUGGCGCUGCAACUUGCGAGGUCGUGACGUCAUCAUUUUCCAACGCAAGUUUCGCCUGAAACUGCAGAUUCAACAUUUGAAAGAGAGAUUAUCCGUGAUUUGUCGGAGCCAUCACAAUAGCAUCAUAAAGCUACGUGGCGCUGCUAUAUCUGAUGAUUAUAUUUCUCUUGUUUAUGAAUUCAUCAAUGGCCUAAAUUUGUCUGAUUGUUUGAGAAAUUCAAAGAAUCCCGAUUUUACUGUACUUUCCACGUGGAUGUCGAGAAUGCAGAUCGCCACAGAUCUAGCACACGGCCUUGAUUACAUUCAUAAUAACACCGGUUUGAACUUGACGCUUGUUCAUAAUCAUAUUAAGAGUAGUAGCAUUAUAGUGAUGGAGCCAUCGUUUAACGCUAAGAUUUGUCAUUUCGGCACGGCUCAGUUGUGCGGAGAAUCGGAGGAAGAAUAUGUGAGAAGAGAUAAAGUGACCGAAAUACAGGAAAUAAUAGAGGAAGAACCUGUUGCAUUUUUAACGAGAUCGAGAAGCAGUAAGAUGCAAUUCGAAGGAGUGAGAGGUUACAUUUCGCCUGAAUUUCGGGUGACCGGAAUUCCGACACAGAAGUCGGACGUUUACAGUUUAGGCGUGGUGAUAUUAGAGCUUUUAUCAGGUGAAGAGCCUUUUAAAUACAAGUUUGAUAACACGCGUGGCGAAUUGGUGAGGACUUCGGUGACAGAGACCGCUAGAUUGACCAUGGACGGAGGUGAUGAUGGCUGUGGAAGGGAGGGGAACAUAAGGAAGUGGAUUGACAGGAGACUGAAGGACUCUUUUCCGAUAGAUGUGGCAGAGAAGUUGAUACGUGUCGCAUUGGAGUGCGUUGAUGAUGAUCCCGCUAAACGGCCAGAUAUGGGACGCGUGUCGCGGAAGAUUUCGAAGUUGUAUUUAGAGUCUCGGGUUUGGGCGGAUCACUUUAAAACCGAUAUAUCCUGUUCUCUGGGCCCCCGAUAGAUUGAUUGGAGUUAUGAGGUGGCGUUGAGGGCGACUUAAGAUUUAUUUUUAUAGUGGGUGGAUUUGAUAUGAUUAUGGUGUAAGUAUGUUUCUUUAUAAGAUAUUGGAAUUUUUAACUUUA